GUCUUCCAUAUCUCAAGUCGAGAAGUUCCAUAUCAUACUAAACAUGGAGAAAGAAGAAAAGAAAUUUGUUAAUAAAGCAGAGGAAGAUGAGAUGGAGAUCUAUGGUUAUGAUCUGUGUCGAUGGAAGUUGGUGUUGGUUACUGUAGGAGUGCUCUGUUCUGGUGGCUUUCUUCUCCUCCUCCUCUACUGGAUGCCUCAGUGGCGUGUGAAAGCAACGUGCAAAAGGACUGCGCUUAAAGACUGUGAAGUGGUUCUGCUGAGAACAACUGAUGAAUUCAAGAUAUGGUUUUGUGCAAAGGUUCGCGUUAUGCCUUCGUUGGGAGCCAGUCCUUUACAGAAUCCUAACCCUAUUGUACACAAGGUUUCAAAUGGCCAUGCUGUUCAUUUCUGUGAAUCUGCUGCGGAAGAGAAUAAAAAUGAUUUGAAAAAAUAUUUGCCUAUUCGUUAUUUCACACAUCACAGCGUGAAGUAUUUCUGGAAUGAUUCAGUUCAGAGUUUUGAUGUUGUACGAGGUCUGGAUGAAUCUACAUUCUGCUCUUCAAUUCAUAAUGAGCACAGCACGGGCCUGACGAAGGGGAUGCAUGAUUACAGAAAAGCAUUCUAUGGAGUAAAUGAAAUUGCUGUGAAAGUGCCUUCCAUUUUUAAGCUUCUGAUUAAGGAGGUUCUCAACCCUUUUUACAUUUUUCAGUUGUUCAGUGUGAUAUUGUGGAUCACUGAUGAAUAUCACUACUAUGCAUUAGCAAUUGUGAUCAUGUCUGUAAUAUCCAUCGUUAGCUCGCUCUACACCAUUAGAAAG
This is a messenger RNA of Mesitornis unicolor (brown roatelo), 796 nucleotides long. RefSeq names its product probable cation-transporting ATPase 13A3. The annotation marks the transcript as partial. The record is from RefSeq and is a predicted model, not a curated record. Gene Ontology annotation, cellular component: late endosome membrane. Gene Ontology annotation, biological process: intracellular calcium ion homeostasis; polyamine transmembrane transport. Gene Ontology annotation, molecular function: polyamine transmembrane transporter activity; P-type transmembrane transporter activity. Lineage: Eukaryota; Metazoa; Chordata; Aves; Mesitornithiformes; Mesitornithidae. The transcript is spliced from 7 exons.